AUUAUGCUAUCGGGGAAGUGCCACCCUUUAGAAACUAAAGAAGUGGAAGACAAAUGGGAGGAAUUAAGUAUGUUAUUAAACUCUGUUGACAGUGGAGCCCGGAAGGACAAAAAGCAAUGGAAAACUUUUCUUUAUGAGUGGAAAUCAAAAACAAAAAAGAAGGCUCGGCAACAAAGAUUAAACAUUACAAAAACUGGAGGUGGUGGCUACAUAUGUAGCAGCCUAACAAACCUAGAAAAUAGGUUAAUGGGUAUUUUAGGAUGGAUACAUGUUAUUGGAUGCCCUGAUCUUCCCCCUGAAGUGGAGCCAAGACAAGAAGAUUCCGCCGCACCAGAAAUACCUGUUAAUAGUGUGGAAUGUGUUGAAGCAGAGAUUGGAAUGGAUGGUUAUUUAUCAGUGCCAUCCACAUCUGGGACAUUACUUUCAACACCAUUACUGAAUACAAGAAAUAUUAAAAAGAAGUUUGGGACCAAUAGGCAUGUCACUGCUACCAGCAACUUGGAGAAAUCUGCUAAGUUCUACUCAGAAAGCACACAGGAAAUGGCAGCUGCAAUAAAGGAAAUGGCAAAUGCUAUCUGUCAGCUAGCAGAGGCAUUUUCAAAAAUAGCGGGUGCAGUUUCUAAAAACCAAGAUGCAAAAAACUCUGAUGCUGCUGUGUGAAACAAACUAAUAUAUUUUACAUACAUAGUACUAUUAUUAUUAUUAUUAUUAUUAUACGUAAUACUAUUUUCAUACAUAUAUUAAUCAUCUUGGUAUGUAGGUAUG
Molecule: messenger RNA, 765 nt
Organism: Anoplophora glabripennis (Asian longhorned beetle)
Lineage: Eukaryota; Metazoa; Arthropoda; Insecta; Coleoptera; Cerambycidae
Exons: 3
Coding region: 4-660 (218 amino acids)
Source: RefSeq, a predicted model, not a curated record